Molecule: messenger RNA, 912 nt
Organism: Phragmites australis (common reed)
Lineage: Eukaryota; Viridiplantae; Streptophyta; Magnoliopsida; Poales; Poaceae
Exons: 6
Coding region: 1-912 (303 amino acids)
Source: RefSeq, a predicted model, not a curated record
AUGGUCAAGAUAAUUGAGACAUUGUGCCUGGCCAGGGUUCUGACCAUCGCCCUGUACACGGGGCCGUCAAUGAGCCCAGUGAACCACCACCACGCCUUCAUGAGCAGUGGGCAUCAAGAGACUAGCAGCAGCAGCAGCAAUGGGACAUGGAUCAAGGGGGUGUUCCAGGUGCGAAGGCUAAAAGUUUAUGGUCAGACACUAAAUUGGUCGAUCCAGCUUGGCAUCGUGCCGCCGGUCGUUGCCGUGUACUCCGCUUCCCGCCUCAUCCACCUGCACCUCCGGCGCCGCGGUCUAGCUUGGCACAACGCAUCACCGCUGCCGCGUACGUACUCUGCCUUAACCACCUCCACUUCCGGUGUCGCAGUCCGCCUUGGCACGGUACGCCGGCGGUCGCACGAGGCGCUCGCCAGCAUGCCACCGUUCUACUAUGCACACGGCGUCAUGCACGCGCCCAACUCCAAGGACCUCCUUCUUGCCAUCCCCAAGCUGGAGGCCACCGUGUGGAGAUGGUCGCCUGUGCAGUGCCCGUUGUCCACAAGCUCCUCAGAGCACAGCGACCACUUCAUGUGCAUUUCCAACCCGGUGUACGAGUGGCGCGGCCAGAUGCCCGUGGCCACCAAUGGGGACACCCCGUUGUUCAAGACGCCGAGUGAGUCGCUGUCACCGUUUGGGAUUAUAGAGGAGGACGAAGAGGGGGAGUUCUCGCCGCCAUUGUUAGCGAUGAGGAAGCUCCCACCAUUAGACGUCGCAGCGUGUCCCCUGCCGACGCUGAGCUUCGUUGAUGACAGGUCGUCGUUGAAGGUGACUGACGGAAGGCCGUGUGAGCCUUUCUUCAAAGGCUCCGUGACCGACACGAAUCGGGCCUCCUCCUCCUCGUCCAAUCUCACAGCUCAUUUCUUCUCUUCAUGGUAA